AUGUAUAAACACCUAAUAUUAUUUACAAUUACAACAAUCAUCUUACUUUUAUCACAAUCGACAAAGACUGUCUAUUCAUUUACAGUAGAAGAAUUCGAUACAUUGGAAUGGAUAUCAAGACAAUAUCAAUUGUCAUGGAAUGUAACAGAGACGGGAAUGUGCAGUGGUAGUGCAAGUGGAGUCACUUGUGUCGUUACAGAGACUGGAAACCACAUUAAAACAAUCUCACUUGUUGAUGGCACUAGAUAUCAAAGACCAAGUCCAAUUGGUGUACCUCUUAAUGGUAGAUUCUAUCUACCAGAAUGUUUAUCAAUCUCGAUUAGUAGAAAGGAAAACAUUACAACCUACAAUGUUUUAAAUUACAUUCGUGAUCUUUCAAAACUCACUACACUCAAUGUACAAUACCAACAAUCUGUCACUGAGUUUCCUACUGGGUUCCCAAUCAACUUGCCUCUCCUCAAUAGAUUAUCAGUAUCUGGUAAUCGUCUUACUGUCCUACCAACCUCUAUAUUUCAAUCAAAUAUUACUCAUUUAUUAAUGUUUGAACAUGGAUUAGAGUAUUGGGUAUCAUUGUCAUCACCAUCCACCAAACUUGUUUCACUUGAAGUAAUAUUAUCAAGAACAAAUACAUUGUAUAAUUUUCAUUCGAUUCUAUUCCCAAAUUUGAAAACAUUGUCUUUGUUUUCAAACAAUCAAGUAUUAUCAACCAAACCAACAAUCUAUGUUAAUAUUCCUAAUCUUCAAUCGUUGCUUCACUGCUCCUACGACAAUGGUGCAACCUUUGAUUUCAACGGUUCAAAGAAUAUCUCAUUGUUGCAUGUCCAAGGUAAUCAAACUGUUGUACCAAACAGUCUUGCUGCCUUUCCAUUACUCCGUACCAUUUCACUCCAAUUGUCAAAUGUAACCUUUUCAGUGUUACCACCAAACACUUAUUACUACUCUGAAACGUCAAGCAAGUCUGGUCAAACCACCUUUCCACCCGUCUCUUACUUUCCAGCAUCAACCUAUGGUCUUGGCUAUAGUUACAAUGAUAUGACUGGCUCGCUUCCAACCGACUACUACUUUCCACAAUUCACAGCAUCCAACAAUCGUUUGUCGGGUACCGUACCAAACAACUAUUGUCAAUCGAGUUCACUCAACUUUGCCAACAAUAUCAAUCUCACCGACGUUGCCGAUUGUUUUAAAUGUUAUUGGAAGAAUGGUGUUUCAAGUUGGUUCACCGGUACCUCUGUACCAAACUAUCAAAAUCAUAUUUGUACUUCAUUUGGAUUAUCACAAUAUGAUUAUUAUAUUACAAGUUCAACUACAUCGAUUGAAAUUCGAGGAACUUCACUUGGUUGGGGUGAGACUAUUGGCACAAAUGGAUUAUUCAUUUCCAAGCCAAAUGUUGCUGCUGAUUAUCUUGUGCCUUGGUCCAAACCAAAACAAGUCACACUUGUUUUUAGCUCGACCAUUAAUGCAACGAUCAAUCUCAUUUAUGCUGGACCAAGAAUCACCUCGACUACCUACAAACAACUACUCAACCAAUUGUUGGUCGACAUCAAGGGUGAAUUCGUACCAUCGAUUACACACAACAUCACUCUUGGAGGAGGAGCUUCCAACUAUGACUGUGUCUUGCAAUCGAUCAACUCGACCAACAUUAUUUGUAUCGUUGGUACUGCCAAUGUUCCAACGGGGUCCCAACCAACAGUCACAAAUGCCUAUGGUUCUGCAACGUCAAACUGGGCAUUCUACCUAGACUAUCCAAUCCUUUGGUCACAUUCAAACAUUACGACUGCUGGUGGCAAUUUAUACUUGGUUGGUGAAUUUUCGAGUACUCCAGCCUCAUCAGUUAUGAUUGGUGGAGGGUUACCAUGUCCAAUCAAUCAAGCUAAAUCUAAUCAUACCACCAUCUCUUGUAAUCUUCCAGCAAAUGUAGUACCAGCAGGGAUUUACACUGUGGAAAUUAUUGUGAAUGGUUGGAGACUUGGUCAAGACCGUUUUAUUAAUAUAACCAAUUUAACUACUACCACCACAACGACCGAUUCAUCGUCAAUCUCAACUGUUAACAGUUCCACCUCUACCACAUCAGCUGUUGAUACAACUACUGGAUCACCAACUACUACAACUGCCACCACAACAGUUGACACUACCACUGGAUCACCAACUACUACGACUACUUCCACCAUCUCACCAACUAGUUCAGCUGGAGUCACUACCAAUGUUAAGACCACAUUGGUUAGUACUACGACUACGACUACUCGUACCGCCACUACCAUGUCACCAAUCACCAAAAAGAGAAUGAAUAUUAAUAUUCAAAGUUUAUUAUUAACAUUUAUUAUUUUGGUUGCAAGCAGCAGUUCACCAUUUGUUUUUGCACAAUACUAUCAAUUCUAUCAUGAUCAAUAUCAUACUAGUUAUUCAAGCAGUGAUCCAAUCAUAAAUAACUUGGAAUGGACAUUUAACAAUCAUCAUGACACUACAAGUAAUCAACCACAACCAUAUCAUUUAGUUUAUAAUCCAAUCGUAUUAGAUGAUCAAUCAUUUGUAUUCUUAUCUUUAAAUGAUAAUAACCAAGAUAACAACAAUAACAACAGUACAACUAUAUCAAUUCAAUUAAAGAGAUUUAAUUAUAAUACCAUUGUAUUAUAUUUUGGUAUAUCAUUAAACAUUAAUAUAAAUCAAACUACAAAUAACAACAAUCAUAAUAAUAACAAUUCAGAUAAUGAUGAUUCAUUUCAAUCAUUAGUAUUCUCAUUAUUAUAUGAUAAUGAAACGAGUAGUAAUAAUAAUGAAGAUGGUACAAUCUUUUUGUUAGAUCAAUUAAAUAAUCAAUUAUAUUCUAUUGAUGCAAAGAAUGGAACUAUUUAUUGGAUUAGUAAUAUAACUAUUGUACCAAAUAAUCAAAAUAUAUUAUGUUCAUUCCCACAAUUAUUAAAUGGUUUGGUUACCAUUAAUUGUAAUCAAUAUGUAUAUAUGUUUGAUAGGACGAGUGGCAAUUUAAUCAAUAGUAUUGAAUUCCCAUCUUCGUCAGAUGGAUCAACUCUACAAUCUACGAGGUCACAAUCUACUUUGAUGGAUGGAUUAAAUGAUACAUUGGUGUUUAUAGAUUAUACGUACGACCAGUAUGGUCAAGUAGUUGUAUAUAAUCAAUCCAACACUGAUCAACCAUUUACUGUUGCACUGUCAUACAAUGACUCUUAUUAUUUAAUGUUAGAUCCCAAUCAAGACCCAUACUUUGGUCAGAUAACAUCAUCGGGUGUUAUUAGAGUAUUUACAUAUAAUAUUAUCAAUCGACCAACAAGGAUAGAGGUGUUUGAGACUGUCACUCAACUAGUUUGUAAUGGAUCUAGUUUCAAUAUUGAAUCUAGGUAUUUACACGAUCAAUCGGUCAUCUUUUACACUCAAAAACUUGUAAAGAAUGUUGAUUGUCGAUCAGGUAUAUUAAGUCCAACCAUAGCUAUCACCAACCCAUACAUUAUAACAUCAUUUCAAUUGGCCAAUCAAAAACCAAAAGGUGGUACAUACUUGAUGAGUAUAAAUACAAUAACAAAUGAAACAAAUUGGUUAAUUAAUAAUGAACCUUUAACGAUAUUAGAUCAAGUUGUAGCAGUUGAUAAUAGUAUUUAUCUUUGUACACAAGAAAAAGGAGUAAUAUUAAUUUCACAAAAGGGAACUAGAAAAUCAUUAGAAUUUCCUCCAUUGGAUGGUGAUGAAUCAACCAAUAAUAGUAGUAGUUUAUUUAUUAAAAGUUGUAAAUUGGCAGUUGGAGAAAAUAGUUUGGUGGUUGCAACUACUUGGACAUUGGAUUUGGAUGACAAUACGACUAUAGCUGGUAGUGGGUUGUUGAGACUUGGUGAUAGUGUUUGUACAGAGCUAUGUCAAUCAAAUUGGACAUGUACCACAAAGAAUUGUCAAUGUGCACACAACUACUUUCCAGCUUCCAACUGUACAAUCUAUUGUCUUGCAAGUGAAACUUGUUCUGGAAAUGGAAAUUGUCAACCCGAUGGCACAUGCAAGUGUUUGGAUGGAACAGGGUACUAUGGAGAUGACUGUGGAAGCUGUCAAUCUGGUUAUUUUGGAGGUUCUUGUAACAUGAGAUUCAACUGGGUGACGAUUGGAGUGGCUGGUGGUAUUGCCACGUUGGUCACCUCUGGUAUAUUUCUUUUUUGUUGUUUGACCAAACCAAAAGAAGCUCGUUUCUGUUGUAAAUGUUGUUACUCUAGAAAAGAUAUCUACUCGGAUUCAAUGUGUUGUCUUGCCAUUCCAUUUUCCAAAUGUUUCAAGAAAAGGAAAUCGGAUGUCAUGGAUAAUCGUUGGACAAUCACCUCUACCAUGUCACCAACCUCUAAUGACAAUAAUGACCAACAUAACAAUUUUAAAAGACAAAAUGAUAGUAUCAACCAAUUAUUUCAACUCGACGAAGAUCAACAUGAAGGAAAUGAAAAGGAAGCUGAUUAUUUCGAUGACUAUGAUGACGAUGACAAUUGUGAUGAGAAUCAAAAUAGGAACAUUACCUAA
Messenger RNA from Cavenderia fasciculata, 4500 nucleotides. Its product is annotated as putative cell surface glycoprotein. NCBI's taxonomy places the organism in Eukaryota, Evosea, Eumycetozoa, Acytosteliales, Cavenderiaceae. The transcript is spliced from 9 exons. Bases 1 to 4500 code for a protein of 1499 amino acids. The record is from RefSeq and is a predicted model, not a curated record.